This is a messenger RNA of Vitis riparia (riverbank grape), 635 nucleotides long. RefSeq names its product protein BZR1 homolog 2-like. The transcript has 3 exons. The record is from RefSeq and is a predicted model, not a curated record. Lineage: Eukaryota; Viridiplantae; Streptophyta; Magnoliopsida; Vitales; Vitaceae. Gene Ontology annotation, molecular function: DNA-binding transcription factor activity. Bases 12 to 530 code for a protein of 172 amino acids. Gene Ontology annotation, biological process: brassinosteroid mediated signaling pathway; DNA-templated transcription.
UUAAGAAUCUCAUGCGAAAAUCGCUUGGGAUUAGGAUAUGUUCUGCUGUUAAAAGACCUGCAAAGUUGCUCCUCAAGUCAAGUCGAAGUGAGGGAGGCGAGGGAGGUGAAGGCAUCAUGGGUCAAGAAAAGGGGAGUGGGGUGACAGGAUGCAUCAAAGCCAGCAAGGGACCAUGGGUAGUUCAUAGAACUACCAGAGAUGGUGGUCUUGUUACAAAGUAUCGCUUCCCUACUGAUGUAGAACGCCAGAAAAAUAAACAAAGGGAGCGAAAUCGAAGAGCAGUAUCUCAAAAGAUUUUUGCUGGACUUCGAGCUCAUGGAAAUUACCACCUCCCUAAACAUGCUGACAGCAAUGAUUUACUGAAAGCUCUGUGUGUAGAAGCAGGUUGGCAAGUCGAAGAAGAUGGGACGGUUUACAGGAAGGAUUUCAAUUCGAAAACAUGCAACUCCUCCAUCAAAAUAGGCUUGUGUCAAGAGUAUUCCAAUGGUGAGUAUGAAGAUCAAGAUUAUUGCAAAUGUAAUCAGACAUGAUAUGAAGUUUGCACUUUAAGUUUACUCUCAAACUGCUUUACUUUAUUUAUGCAUAGGUGAAUCUCAUACAGGCCAAAAUAUCAAACCUUGGGCUUUCACUUUAAA